This is a messenger RNA of Mastomys coucha (southern multimammate mouse), 3516 nucleotides long. It is a transcript of the gene Myorg, whose product is annotated as myogenesis regulating glycosidase (putative). The record is from RefSeq and is a predicted model, not a curated record. Gene Ontology annotation, molecular function: hydrolase activity, hydrolyzing O-glycosyl compounds. NCBI's taxonomy places the organism in Eukaryota, Metazoa, Chordata, Mammalia, Rodentia, Muridae. The transcript is spliced from 2 exons. The coding region runs from base 395 to 2545 and encodes 716 amino acids. Gene Ontology annotation, biological process: carbohydrate metabolic process; skeletal muscle fiber development.
GAGGGAGGAGCACAGGAGGGGCUCCGUGGUGCCCUGCCAAGCAGCAACCCACAGCCGCAGGGCUGUGGCUGAUCAACUCCUGCUAGUGUGGAGAGAGGAUCAGCUGGAGGACCCUUCUUCCCUUCUUCCUUGUGACAGUCACUGAGAGUUCUCACCAAUUUGGCAAGCAGUGGGGUCUGAGAGAAAAAAACAAGGGUAAGUAAGACACCAGCUGUCCUGGACAAGAGCCCUGCCUUUGCCAUUUGUCAAGCUCCAGGCCCCUCUACUAGGCUGCAGAAAUGGAAAUACUGUAGAACAGAAAGUUCAGUUUCCUCUCUCUCUCCCCUUUGCAGACUUCAGCAGGGCAGAUUCAGAUGGGCCCUGGUGUGGUGGUUGCUUCCUUAGCUAGGAGCUGAUGCCCCAGAACCUUCAGGAGAAGAGCCAGGCCUACCUCCGACAUCGACCUGGUAGCCACGCAGGCCCUAAAAAUCUCAAAGUUAUCCCAGGAGCAACCAUGUACACUUUCCUGCCAGACAAUUUUUCACCUGCCAAACCCAAGCCCACUAAAGAGCUGCGACCUCUGCUGUGCUCCGCGGUACUGGGACUGCUGCUGGUGCUAGCCGCCGUCGUGGCCUGGUGCUACUACAGCGCCUCGCUGCGCAAAGCUGAACGCCUGCGCGCAGAGCUGCUGGACCUGAACCGUGGCGGCUUCUCCAUCCGUAACCAGAAGGGUGAGCAAGUCUUCCGCUUGGCCUUCCGUUCGGGUGCUCUGGACCUUGACUCCUGCAGCCGGGAUGGUGCUCUGCUUGGCUGCUCCCGAGCGGCUGAUGGGCGCCCACUGCACUUCUUUAUCCAGACCGUACGACCCAAGGACACGGUCAUGUGCUACCGCGUGCGCUGGGAGGAAACUGCGCCAGGGCGUGCUGUGGAGCACGCGAUGUUUCUGGGAGAUGCUUCGGCGCACUGGUACGGCGGCGCAGAGAUGAGGACGCAACACUGGCCCAUCCGCCUCGAUGGCCAGCAAGAGCCUCAGCCUUUUGUCACGAGCGACGUCUACUCUUCCGACGCCGCAUUCGGGGGCAUCCUUGAGCGCUACUGGCUAUCUUCACGCGCGGCUGCCAUCAAAGUCAACGGUUCGGUGCCCUUCCACCUGGGCUGGAACAGCACGGAGCGUUCGAUGAGAUUGCAGGCACGCUACCACGACACAUCUUACAAGCCACCAGCCGGCCGCACUGCCGCGCCCGAGCUCAGCUACCGCGUGUGCGUGGGCUCAGAUGUCACCUCCAUCCACAAGUACAUGGUUCGACGUUACUUUAACAAGCCAUCUAGGGUACCGGCGUCAGAGGCUUUCCGAGACCCCAUUUGGUCCACGUGGGCACUGUAUGGGCGCGCUGUGGACCAGGACAAGGUGCUGCAAUUCGCCCAGCAGAUCCGCCAGCACCGCUUCAACAGCAGCCACCUGGAAAUCGAUGACAUGUACACGCCCGCCUAUGGCGACUUUAAUUUCGACGAGGGCAAGUUCCCCAACGCCAGUGACAUGUUCCGCCGCCUGCGAGACGCUGGCUUCCGCGUCACGCUUUGGGUGCAUCCGUUUGUCAACUAUAACUCGUCGAGCUUCGGCGAAGGUGUGGAGCGCGAGUUGUUCGUACGCGAGCCCACGGGCCGGCUGCCCGCGCUGGUGCGCUGGUGGAACGGCAUUGGCGCGGUGCUGGACUUCACGCACCCAGAGGCCCGAGAGUGGUUCCAGGGACACCUACGGCGCCUGCGCUCGCGCUACAACGUGACCUCCUUUAAGUUCGACGCGGGUGAGGUCAGCUACCUGCCCCGGGACUUCAGCACCUACAGGCCUCUGUCUGACCCCAGUGUGUGGAGCAGGCGGUACACGGAGAUGGCGGAGCCCUUCUUCUCGCUAGCCGAGGUCCGCGUCGGGUACCAGUCACAGAACAUCUCCUGCUUCUUCCGUCUAGUGGACCGCGACUCGGUAUGGGGCUACGACCUGGGACUGCGCUCUCUUAUCCCAGCGGUGCUCACCGUCAGUAUGCUGGGCUAUCCGUUCAUCUUGCCAGAUAUGAUUGGUGGCAACGCGGUGCCGGAGCGCACAACGGGUCGCCAAGAUGGGCCAGGGCCAGAGCGCGAGCUCUACGUGCGCUGGCUGGAGGUGGCCGCCUUCAUGCCUGCCAUGCAGUUUUCAAUCCCUCCUUGGCAGUACGACGCAGAAGUGGUAGCCAUCGCACACAAAUUCGCUGCUCUGCGCGCCUCCCUCGUGGCGCCACUGCUGCUGGAGCUUGCUGGUGAGAUCACCGACACCGGCGACCCCAUCGUGCGCCCCCUUUGGUGGAUCGCACCCGGGGAUGAAACGGCUCACCGCAUUGACUCACAGUUCCUCAUCGGGGACACGCUGUUAGUGGCGCCAGUGCUAGAGCCUGGUAAGCAAGAGCGUGAUGUCUACCUGCCUGCCGGCAAAUGGCGGAGCUACAAGGGUGAGCUUUUUGACAAGACGCCGGUGCUGCUCACGGAUUACCCUGUCGACCUGGAUGAGGUCGCCUAUUUCACCUGGGCUUCCUGACCCAUCACAGAACCCAGGAAUCCCACAGCCCUAAGCCCAGCCUUCAUACAGACUUUUAAUCCUCCACCACACGCGAAUGGUGAACCCUCAGGAAGACCCCACCUCUAUACCAUCUAGGAAGUGGGCACUGACUUUAAAGUGUUCCAGCCAACAGUUGUAGGUGAGACCUGAGAGGGGAGGAAGUGCACCAGCGCACAAUCCUCAGAGCCCGGUUCCUUGCUCAUUCACUUCAGUCUGCAGAAAGCCUCUUCCCAGGGUUGGCAGCCAAAGAACUGAGAAGUCAAAGGUCUGUUCUUGCUGAUGAUACACAGGGUCUGGUUUUAAAAGCAGAGGGAAACCUCUCCUCCCCCUGGUCUUUGUAGCCAUCUUUGUCCUCUGAAAUGAGGAACCGAUCCUCUUUAAAGUUCCCAAAUAGUUUUCUACCAUAUUUAGAAAGUGUACCUUUAACCUUUAAUCCCAGCACUCAGGAAGCAGAGGCAGGCGGAUUUCUGAGUUCGAAGCCAAACUGGUCUACAGAGUGAGUUCCAGGACACCCAGGGCUAUACAGAGAAACCCUCUCACAAACGAAGGAAGGAAGGGAGAGAAGGAAGGAAGGAAGAAGAGAAAGUGUACUUCCUUGAUGGUAGCAGCUAGGCUGUGAGUUCCCAGCACACACCUGAACAGCGGUUGACCUGGUCCCACUCCAUCUGGGGAAGAAAAGAUACAGAUGUUUGGUUUGGCUAGCUGACAGGGAACCAAAAGGUCUCUUCCCAGUCCAUAGGAGAGCUGGGCUCAGCCCGAACUUAUUGUCUCUGACUGUGAAAAGACUCCUAACAUUGCAUUAACACAUUUGUAUAUAUACUGGUCUCGACUUCAGACCCAGACCUGGGCCAGAUGUGCCUAGUGGAUAGACUUGCAGUGGACUCGUUGCCUUAAUUCAAGAACCUCUGUCUAUGUGUAUAUAUAUAUACUUCUGUCAGAUAUAUAUAUAU